AUGGCUUCCCCCCUCGGCGACAAUUUCAACCUUCUCUCGCCUCAACAGAGAGAGUUGGUGAACAUGCUAUUGGACAAUGGACAAGGCCACCUGUUUCGCGAUUGGCCUAGUCCCGGCGUCGAUGACGACGAGAAGAAAGCGUUCUUCGAUCAGCUUGUUGUACUCGAUUCGAGCUACCCUGGUGGCUUGGUAGCAUAUAUCAAUAACGCUAAACGACUCUUGGCUGAUUCCAAAGCUGGAAAUAAUCCUUUCGAUGGCUUCACACCUUCUGUUCCAACUGGUGAGACAUUGAAAUUUGGUGAUGAGAACUUCAAUAAAUAUGAGGAAGUAGGUGUGCGUGAAGCGCGGAAAGCUGCAUUUGUUCUUGUUGCUGGCGGUCUUGGGGAGCGUCUAGGAUACAAUGGGAUUAAGGUUGCUCUUCCAGCCGAAACAACUACAGGAACAUGUUUCUUGCAACAUUACAUUGAAUCCAUAUUGGCACUUCAAGAAGCAAGCUCAGAAGGUGAAGGCCAGACACAAAUUCCUUUUGUUAUUAUGACCUCUGAUGACACCCAUGGGCGUACCUUAGAGCUAUUAGAAUCAAAUUCUUACUUUGGCAUGCAACCCACACAAGUAACACUCUUAAAGCAGGAAAAAGUGGCAUGCUUAGACGAUAAUGAUGCCAGGCUUGCAUUGGAUCCACAAAACAGAUACAGAGUUCAGACAAAACCACACGGGCAUGGUGAUGUGCAUUCACUUCUUCAUUCCAGCGGUAUUCUGAAAGUAUGGUAUAAUGCCGGAUUGAAAUGGGUUCUCUUUUUCCAAGAUACAAAUGGACUUCUGUUCAGGGCAAUUCCAUCAGCACUGGGUGUCAGUUCUACAAAACAGUACCAUGUCAAUUCUCUUGCAGUACCUCGGAAAGCAAAAGAAGCUAUUGGUGGAAUUACCAGGCUCACCCACUCUGAUGGAAGGUCUAUGGUGAUAAACGUGGAGUACAAUCAGCUAGAUCCUCUUCUGAGAGCAAGUGGAUACCCUGAUGGUGAUGUCAACAGUGAGACUGGCUACUCCCCAUUUCCCGGAAAUAUAAACCAGUUGAUUUUAGAACUUGGUCCUUACAUCGAGGAGCUUGCAAAAACAGGAGGUGCCAUACAGGAGUUCGUUAACCCAAAGUAUAAAGAUGCCAGCAAGACUUCAUUUAAAUCCUCAACUCGACUUGAAUGUAUGAUGCAAGACUAUCCAAAAACACUGUCCCCAUCCUCCAGGGUUGGGUUCACGGUGAUGGAAACAUGGUUUGCUUAUGCACCUGUGAAGAAUAAUGCUGAGGAUGCUGCUAAGGUGCCAAAAGGAAAUCCAUACCAUAGUGCUACCUCUGGAGAAAUGGCCAUCUAUCGAGCAAAUAGCCUUAUUCUCAAAAAGGCUGGUUUCCAAGUAGCAGAUCCAGUAUUACAGGUUAUCAAUGGACAAGAGGUUGAAGUUUGGCCCCGUAUCACAUGGAAGCCAAAAUGGGGUCUGACUUUUUCUUUAAUCAAGAGCAAAGUCAGUGGAAAUUGCUCCAUUUCUCAGAAGUCCACACUAGCAAUCAAGGGUCGAAAAAUUUUCAUUGAAAAUCUUGCUGUAGACGGGGCUCUUAUUGUAGAUGCCGUUGAUGAUGCAGAGGUUAAUGUGAGUGGUUCAGUUCAGAACAAAGGUUGGGCUCUCGAACUAGUUGACUACAAAGAUUCCUCAGAACCUGAGGUAUUGAGAAUCAGGGGUUUUAAAUUUAACAAAGUUGAACAGGCGGAAGAGAAAUACUCCAAGCCAGGCAAAUUUCACUUCAAGGCUUGA
Lathyrus sativus (Indian pea) is the source of this 1803-nucleotide messenger RNA. The record is from the annotation of a GenBank genome assembly. NCBI's taxonomy places the organism in Eukaryota, Viridiplantae, Streptophyta, Magnoliopsida, Fabales, Fabaceae.